CGACGACGACGAUCACGACGACGACCUGUGCUAAUAUCGAGUCACCACUCGGUUUGCGAUGUCCAAGCGGAGGAUCGAGGUCGUCGAUCCGUACGUCAAACGGAAAACUACAACGGUGAAUAAUGUAGCGACCACAGCUGGACCCACUAUGACACAGAAGAAUCAAGUGCAGUUAAAUCCAUACACUGGAUUACCGUACACAGCUCGUUACCAUGAGUUUUACAAGAAGAGAAUUACGCUGCCUGUGUUUGAGUACAGAGCCGACUUUAUGCGUCUCUUGGCUCAACAUCAGUGCAUCGUCCUCGUGGGCGAAACAGGCUCUGGAAAAACAACGCAGAUACCACAAUGGUGCGUCGAGUAUUCGAGAAGUAUCGGUACAAAGGCAGUAGCUUGCACACAGCCGAGGAGAGUGGCAGCCAUGUCCGUUGCUCAGAGGGUGUCGGAAGAAAUGGACGUUGCGUUAGGUCAGGAAGUUGGUUACAGCAUUCGGUUCGAGGACUGCAGCUCUGCAAAAACGAUUCUCAAAUACAUGACUGACGGUAUGCUACUUCGCGAGGGUAUGUCAGAUCCUAUGCUGGAGGCGUACCAAGUUAUACUGUUGGACGAGGCCCAUGAGCGCACCCUCGCCACGGACCUGCUCAUGGGUGUCCUGAAGGAGGUUAUAAAGCAGCGCUCCGAUCUCAAACUCGUCAUUAUGAGCGCCACCCUGGACGCCGGCAAAUUUCAGCAGUACUUCGACAACGCGCCCCUCAUGAACGUACCUGGUCGCACCCACCCCGUAGAGAUAUUUUACACGCCCGAGCCCGAGAGGGACUACUUGGAGGCAGCCAUACGUACCGUUAUCCAGAUUCACAUGUGCGAGGAGGUGCCCGGCGACCUGCUCCUCUUCCUCACCGGCCAGGAGGAGAUCGAGGAGGCCUGCAAGCGGAUAAAGCGCGAGAUGGACAGCCUCGGGCCCGACGUAGGCGAGCUCAAGUGCAUACCCCUCUACUCGACCCUGCCGCCGAACCUCCAGCAGCGCAUUUUCGAGCUCGCGCCCCCCACCAAGCCUAACGGCGGUAUCGGCCGCAAGGUCGUCGUGUCCACGAAUAUCGCCGAGACGUCCCUGACGAUCGAUGGCGUUGUCUUCGUAAUCGAUCCCGGCUUCGCCAAGCAGAAGGUCUACAAUCCGAGGAUACGCGUCGAGUCACUCCUCGUGUCGCCCAUCAGCAAGGCCUCAGCGCAACAGCGGGCUGGCAGAGCCGGCAGAACAAGACCUGGAAAGUGCUUCCGACUCUACACCGAGAAGGCCUAUAAGAAUGAAAUGCAAGAGAACACUUAUCCCGAGAUCUUAAGAUCGAAUCUGGGCAGCGUCGUACUGCAACUCAAGAAGCUGGGAAUCGACGACCUGGUGCAUUUUGACUUCAUGGAUCCACCUGCUCCAGAAACCCUUAUGCGAGCGUUGGAACUUUUAAAUUAUCUUGCCGCUUUAGAUGACGAUGGAAAUUUGACAGAUUUGGGUGCCGUAAUGGCUGAAUUUCCAUUAGAUCCUCAACUUGCCAAAAUGUUGAUUGCCUCCUGCAAUCAUAACUGCAGCAACGAAAUUCUCAGCAUUACAGCAAUGUUGUCAGUCCCACAGUGUUUUGUAAGACCUAAUGAAGCAAAGAAAGCUGCGGACGAAGCAAAAAUGCGUUUUGCACAUAUCGAUGGAGAUCAUCUUACGCUGUUAAAUGUAUAUCACGCUUUUAAGCAAAACCAAGAAGAUCCACAAUGGUGUUACGAUAAUUUCGUGAAUUAUAGGUCAUUGAAAAAUGGUGAUAAUGUAAGACAACAAUUAAGUAGAAUUAUGGAUCGAUUUCAGUUGAAACGGACGUCAACAGAUUUUACUUCUAAAGAUUAUUAUAUAAACAUUAGGAAAGCACUUGUAAAUGGUUUCUUUAUGCAGGUUGCUCAUCUUGAAAGAACCGGUCAAUACUUAACAAUUAAAGAUAAUCAAAUUGUUCAACUACAUCCUAGCACUUGCCUUGAUCACAAACCUGAUUGGGUAAUUUAUAAUGAAUUUGUGUUAACUACAAAAAACUACAUUAGGACAGUGACAGAUAUUAAACCCGAUUGGUUAUUGAGAAUUGCUCCUCAAUAUUAUGAUCUGCAAAAUUUUCCACAAUGUGAAGCAAAACGGCAACUGGAAGUCAUUCAAGCUAGAUUAGAUUCAAAACAAUUUCAAGAAGGUUUUUAAAAAAUGGUUAAUUUUAGAUUACAGAGUAGAUGUAAUGAGAUCUAUCAGCAAUUUGUCGAGUAACAAACAAAAUUAUUAUUUGUUCGGGGCAAUUAUUGCUUUACGAUAAGAAAUAUUAAAACAAACUAACAUCAAAGAAAACUGUAAAACGAAUGGCAAAUGUUAUUUACAUACUAUUUUAGUAUUUCUGUGACUAAAUGUUACGUUUGCCAAAAGGUUAACAUCUAUAUCUAUGAAAAAAGUAAACGAUAUUAGGCUAAUUUUUCUAAUAUGUAAAG
Messenger RNA from Ceratosolen solmsi marchali, 2493 nucleotides. RefSeq names its product DEAH-box helicase 15 (gene Dhx15). The coding region runs from base 59 to 2215 and encodes 718 amino acids. Gene Ontology annotation, molecular function: RNA helicase activity; RNA binding; ATP binding. Gene Ontology annotation, cellular component: intracellular anatomical structure; spliceosomal complex. Lineage: Eukaryota; Metazoa; Arthropoda; Insecta; Hymenoptera; Agaonidae. The record is from RefSeq and is a predicted model, not a curated record. The transcript is spliced from 8 exons.